AUGUUCCAUCACAACAUCGACGAGGUAACUUUUUGGACCGAUUCAUCGAUCACACUACACUGGAUCAAAACGCAUCCGUCUACACUUUCAACAUUCGUGGCAAACAGGGUUUCAGAGAUACAAGAAUGGUCAACUAGUAUAACGUGGCGACACGAGCAGUCACAGCACAAUCCAACUGACAUAGUAUCCAGAGGAUGUAACGUUACUGAACUAGUCAGUUCAAUUUGGCAAACUGGGCCUGAAUACCUGUCACAAGAUGUUACCAAGUGGCCAAUUAAAAUAGCGCCAAUACUCACUUUGGAGCAAGAAUCUCUGGAAACAAGAAAAACAAGAGCUGUGUUUAUCGUAUCGGAAGAACCCUCAAACGCAAUUUUGAACGUAGUCGCUGCUCAGUCAUCAUACAUGAAGCUCAUGCGAAUUGUUGCGUAUAUACUCCGAUUCAUAAAUCGCGCUAGGAAAUGUCAAGAAGAGAUAUCACUAAUCCCAAGUGUAAAACAAUUAAAUAGCGCUUUCUUAAAGGUCGUAGAACAGAUUCAGAAAGAUGCAUUUCAAGAUGAGAUAUAUGCACUGAUGAAGAAACAGCUGUUAAAACCAGGCAUGCAGAAACUUACUCCAUUCCUGCACAAUACAAAUUGUGGCCCCAAUAAAGUAACACUGUUACGCGUGGGAGGCCGGUCGCUCAAUGCCCCAAUUAGCUAUGAUUCCAAGUUUCCACUCCUCAUGCCAAAAAAUCGCCAUUAUAUUAAUAUCUACUUAAGGCAUCUACACUUGAACAUUUGUCAUGCCGGUCCCAAGGCGUUAGGGUCAAUUUUGCUGCAAAAGAUAUGGCUUGUUAACGCGAAAGCAGCUUGCAGUAAAACUGUAAGAAGUUGCAUACAUUGCUUUCGCUAUAAACCGAAACUUCUGACUCAAAUAAUGGGAAAUUUGCCAAUUGAUCAAGUCACAGCAACGCGUCCUUUUUUAAUUUCAGGUGUUGAUUUUUGUGGUCCCAUGUAUACAACAUUAAAAAUACGUGGUCGACCACCAGUCAAAACAUACAUUGCCAUUUUCGUUUGCUUCACGUCUAAAGCUGUACAUUUUGAACCAGUCUCUGAUUUAACUUCUAAUUGUUUUAUUCUUUGUCUUAAAAGGUUCGUUGGACGGAGAGGACUGCCAGAGCGAAUUUACUGCGACAACGCCACGAACUUCGUGGGAGCCUGCCGAGAGCUGAAAGAGCUGCAACAAAUGUUCAAAAUACAGAAAGACCAGCUGGUAUCAUAUGCUGCACAAGAGGGAAUCGAGUUUGUCUUCAUACCUCCUCGCGCACCACAUUUCGGAGAAUUGUGGGAAGCCGCCGUCAAGUCCGUGAAACAUCUAUUACUACAAACAGCGGGCAGCGCAAUGCUAACCAACGAGGAACUGCAAACAUUGGUAAUUCAGGUGGAAGCCGUUCUUAAUUCAAGACCAAUCGAAGCUCUCAGUCAAGAUCCAAACGACGGUCAAGCACUAACACCAGCACACCUACUAAUAGGGGAUUCUUUGCGCACGCUGCCGCAAGAAUCAGCGCUCGACGUGCAAAACAGCAAUCUGAAUUAUGCGCAGAGAUGGCGGCUGCUAUGCGAGCUCAAACCCAAACGUAGCAGUCGGCCGUCUCGUCGUUGUCCACGAAGACAAUCUUCGCCCUCACCAAUGGUUGAUCGGCAGGGUCCAAGGUACGGUAGUCGGGAGCGACGGCAGGGUGCGAGUGGCAGACGUUAG
Teleopsis dalmanni is the source of this 1737-nucleotide messenger RNA. RefSeq lists its product as uncharacterized. Gene Ontology annotation, molecular function: nucleic acid binding. The transcript is spliced from 2 exons. NCBI's taxonomy places the organism in Eukaryota, Metazoa, Arthropoda, Insecta, Diptera, Diopsidae. The coding region runs from base 1 to 1737 and encodes 578 amino acids. Gene Ontology annotation, biological process: DNA integration. The record is from RefSeq and is a predicted model, not a curated record.